CCGACGGCGGGCGGAAAAGCGAACUCAUUUCGGUGGGCGGUGUUCGAUACGAUUUAACUCGGAUAAUUCCCUCGAAUGGAACUUUUGCACCGUUGAGUGAUUACGUCGAAAGGUGUUUUCUGUAGUGUUGAUGAAAACUUUGAGUGAAAGCGUGGAUUAGCGAUAAAAGAGAACAAGACGGGAUCGGCUUGAUCGAGGAGUCCUCAAAGUUUUCCCAAAGUGGGUGGUAUGGCAACGGAACUCAAUCUUUCAUAAAUUUCUCAGCACUGGUCCGGACAGGACACGCUUUUUGGCACACGCACGGUGUAUUCCUGUUGUAUCAUAGCCUACAUUUAGGGGAAAAAGCAGUGAUGAAAAAGUGAAAAUUUUCAAGUUUCUUGGGCUAUUAAGGUUUGAUUAGUGCACUGAGUAAGUGUAAGAUACGACUAUUGAAAGUGUGAAGAAAUUAUAACAACAAGAUUUUGGAAAAGGGUAGUGGCCCUUCUAGAGGUGAAAAAAGAAUCAAAGUUCGAUAUGGAGUGCAGUGAAGUGUAAAUCGGGAAAAUUCAACCCGAAAGUCGGCAAUCGGAUUUCAAGUGAUUAAAUUCCGUUAGUCCGGACUAGAAAGGUCCGACGUUCCUCAGGCCGGUGGAUUAUGUCUUCAUAUCCUGCGUACGACAGUGGCAACCCGGAGGAAAUUUUCUUCUCAACCUAUGAACCGUCGAAGGAAGAAAUACUUGAGUAUGCAGUCAAGAUUGGCAUCGAUCCGGAGAAGGAAACCAAUCUGAUUUAUCUCGCCCGACAGGGAUUGCUGCAUCCGCUGCCGGAAAAUUGGAAACCUUGCUACAGCAAACAGGUCAAAGCGUACUACUAUUACGACCGUUACACGCGGAAGUCUCAGUGGGAGCACCCGAUAGACGUCCUCUACCGGCAGAAGGUAGUUGACGCUCGGAAGGCCCUGUCGUUGGAUCGGUCCGACUCCACUUCGCUCGCGGAUUCCGGUUUUCGUAGUUUGAAGUCAGCAGCUAGCAACAAUAGUAACAACAGCAGCGGAAGCGGAAGUGCCGGCAGUGCCAGUGGGUGUGACAAGUGUGAGAUAGACUCACCGGCACCUGUGGAAGACGGAUGCAUUGAGGCUGGUGCCUUGAGAAAAGAGUCACAUGAACCGGAUCGAAUAUUUGGUAUUGUUGGCUCGAGUUCGGUGGAGUCCGAUCGGGAGGAUAGUGUUAAGCAUAUAGUUCAGGGAAAAGUUCAGGCUGAGAAGGACAGGGGUGUGGGAACAGAGGAAGCGGAUGAGAUCGAAGUGGGAGAGGAAGUUGGAAACGAAGAAGAGGAAGAGGAAGAGAGCGGAGAUUCGAAUAAGGAAAAUAACAGCCAACGGUUGGAUUUGGUGGUUCAAGAAAGGAAGCUUGAUGACAGUGCAGGAGCAAUGGCGAUGACACCGAAGAUUUCGUUCAACUUGGGUUCCAGUCUACGGGAUCGAUCGGAGACUAGUUUAUCGCGUGGGUCUUUUCAAGGAUUCACCCUCACUGGAACGGGAUCACAAUUUCUGAAAUCCAACAAAAAGCCUGACUUUGAGAGUUUUGAGUUCGGUAAGAAGGAAGAAGUGAAAGGAAUAUUGAGAGAUUCAAGUCUGACCUAUAUCAGAAACAAAGGAACUCCGAACGAAGAUUCUUCAGAUGAGAGAAAGAGUGUGCGCUUCGACAUUGAUUUGAAUGCAGAGUUGAAAUCCAAUAAACUAGAAGCGGUACGAGAUGAUUCGUUAAUUAACUUUGACGAGCUUGUCGAAGGAUACGACAACGAUGCCGAGGAAGAAGUGGAAGAAGAGGAGGAAGCCGUGGAAGGUUCGGAAAAGAAGUCAACGGAAACAUCCGAAGAGGAUUCAGACGCAAGCGAAGAAAUCGACAGCAAAGCUGAGGUGGUUAAGGAAGUAGUUGGGAGAAGGUUUUCCGUGGAAAGAGUCAGUGAUGAUUCGAUAAGGCAGUUGAAGGAUUCGAUUGCGGAUGAAAAAGCAAGGUUCAAAACAAAACUGGAGGAAGAGUUGAAGAACUUGAGAUUAAUAGAAGAAGCAAAUAUUCAAUGUGAACUAACAAAGGAGAAGGCACAUUUCGAAGAAAUGCUCAUCAAAGAGAAGGACAAGCUGAACGACCAUCAUCAGAAAAAUAUUGAAGAGAUCAAAGAGUUUUACCAGGUAAAACUAAAUGAGAUGAAGGCUGACUACGAGGAAGAGAAUGAGAAGGAGUACAGGAUUUAUAGGGAAACGCUACAGGAAGAGUUUGACUUGAAAGUCAAAGAGGUUACGGAUGAACACAAGGCAACAAUGGCAACUUUACAGAAAAAUCAUGAUGAAAUCGUAGAAGAAUUGGAGCGUGAUUUGAAGAUGGAAGAAGAGCUAUUGAAGAAGGAGCAUGCAACAAACUUAACGGAGAUGAAAAUUAAGCUGGCGCAUGAACUGGAGGUUGAACGUCAACGUAUGCGAGAAACUGGCGAAGACCGACUGUACGAGAAAAUUCGUUGCGAGAAGCGAUUGCUGGAAGAUAAGUACAAAUGUUUGAAGGAAAAGUAUACUCGAUUGAAGACUGAUGUGAGAAUUUCGCUCGAACGUCGCAAGAAACGACGAGAACAACAACAGCAAAGUAUUCUCAGCAAUAGCUAUGAAACGGAUGAUCGCACUCACUCGAAACCCACCCCACAGUAUCCUUACGAGCCAAAAUCAAGUGCCGGUGGACCUCCAUCUCUGUUGAUGAACUCGGAAAAGUCUUCAAUCAGUACUCCACCGCCUUCGGCUGCAUCUAAGCGUUUCCCGGCAAAAAAUAACUACCUGGUCGAGAAUAAGAGCAAACUUCUCCACUACAAUGGAAACGCCCACCAACAGGUGGCGUCCUCCGCUCCAUCGGAACCUCGCAAACCGUUUAUCUUGAACAACAACCGAGUCCAAAACACCGAUGAUACAAGUCAGAGCGAAACUACCUAUUCCAAGAACUACUUUCAAAUUCGUAGCAUUUUCGCUAACGUUCGCGACGACAACUUCAGUUCGGAUUCCGAGUUUGACAAGAAUCAUGACAAAAACAGUGUGCCGAUGACCCGGCAAAAGCGGAAGCUCUUCACCAAAACCAAAUCGGCGUCUACUUCGAAGCUGAACUCUUCCAAGCACGAACGAGAGCGGCCUUGCACUCCGGUGGAGAAUCUACGCAUUCAGCUCAAGAAGCUAGAGGAACUGGAGGAUCAGAUUCCCGAGUGUAACAUUGACACGCCUUACCAUUUGCGGUAUCCAUUCAGUGACCUGGAGAACAACGGCGGAAGUACGGAGCUGGACUUCUUCAAACAUCGCAUUCUUCUCGAGCGGGACUCGGUGAUGCGGGCGAAGGAGUCGCUGCGAGCGCAGAAGAAUCUCUUUAAAUCCAAGCAGCGGGAUAUUUCGGUGAAGCACACGAUGAAGAACAAACACACCAUGGAUCAGAUCUUUAGCGAGGAGAAAGAACAGACUGAGAUAGAGGUGUCUCUGCAUCGUACUCGAGCUCUCCUAGGUGAGAAAGUAAUUAGGCUGCGUCAUUUGGAGCGGUCGCUUCAGAAACUAUCAGAGAAGGAUCGACCCACGUUACCGGAAAAUAUCGAAAUCAACAUGAAACCCAAGGAGACGUUAAGUGAUCUGUCGUCCUACUCGAGUUCUGGUUUCAGCAGCACUGAUGUACCAACAGAACACAACAACGGCCGAAGGCCGUUCGUCGGACACGAGUCGAACGAGACGCUGAAAUACCUGGAACAUCUGCAUAGUGAAAUUCAAGAUAUCUGGAAUAUUUUGAACCCUAAUCACGCACCCAGCGGUUACGAAGAGUUGGACUAUCUGAACAACCCGUCGCAGCACUUUUGCGAUAUAGUGAUGUCGCCGAAGCCGGGAACUCCAGGCCACGGAGGAAAUGGGUCUGCUCAUCAGCAAACGAAGCAGCACCUCCAGUAUCAUCCUCAGCAACACCAUCAGUAUACCGUCAAUCUGCUGGAGAAGACUCGCGAUCUGAAGAAUUGGCUGCGGCAAGCCAAAUCGGAACACGAGCUUCUGAAGAAGAAGUCGUUUGGGUAAGAAGGUGCGUUUCGAAAGGGUGAAUGGUACAGUUGUGAUACUUCGAAUUACGUUUUAUUACUCGGAUAGUUUUCUAAAAUAAGGUUUAAACAUUUAAGUUGGUUCAUAAAGACGUUCUUACUUAUUCAAUUGUCACGCUCCCUUCACAUCAUACUAUCUGUGAACAUGGAGAGCACAUAUCAGGAUCAACUUUUAUUAUAUCAGGUGCUCAGUAUUCGAGUACAAACAAGAUUCGAGAAGAGCUGGUACAAAUGUUUCACGUAUGCGUUAUUGCUGUCUAACACAGUUUUUUUUCGGUCACGGAUGCUCCACAAAAUACACGCAUUGAUUUGAACAAGUAUCAUUCCAUUUAUUAA
Aedes aegypti (yellow fever mosquito) is the source of this 4413-nucleotide messenger RNA. It is a transcript of the gene Cep164, whose product is annotated as centrosomal protein of 164 kDa. Gene Ontology annotation, molecular function: protein binding. The record is from RefSeq and is a predicted model, not a curated record. The coding region runs from base 635 to 4057 and encodes 1140 amino acids. The transcript is spliced from 6 exons. NCBI's taxonomy places the organism in Eukaryota, Metazoa, Arthropoda, Insecta, Diptera, Culicidae.